This is a messenger RNA of Fulvia fulva, 966 nucleotides long. RefSeq lists its product as uncharacterized. The record is from RefSeq and is a predicted model, not a curated record. Lineage: Eukaryota; Fungi; Ascomycota; Dothideomycetes; Mycosphaerellales; Mycosphaerellaceae. The coding region runs from base 1 to 966 and encodes 321 amino acids. The transcript is spliced from 2 exons. Gene Ontology annotation, molecular function: protein binding.
AUGCCUCUGAUCAACCUGCCCACAGAGAUCUUGUGCGACAUCGCGAAGCCUCUCGCCCUCAAGGACUACCUGAGCUUUCGUCUAGCUUGCCGCACCACCUCCAGGAUCGAUUUCGAGAAGUUCGCUCAGCGGCUGCUCAAGAUUGACGGAUGCUCCAUUGAUGUUCCAUUCUGCCAGUCGCGGUUUUCGCGUGGGCUUUUGCCUGCAAUAGCCCUACUACGCGGCUCGAGCGCUUUGACUGAGCGGGCGCAAAGCAUCAUGCUACAUUUCCCAGCGAGUCAUGAGCAGACAUUCGGGGCACACUUCCAACAAGUUGCAUGCGAGCAAGAGAUGUUCUAUGCUCCAACCACGGAAUUCCUCGCUCUGCUCAAGAAGCUCCGAUCCUUGAAGAUCCAUUCCCUGAACGCAGUCAGUCCCCAUGCACAGCUGAAGUUCCCCGACAUGAUACAGAUCUUGAAGACUGCUGCCAUCAGUCUGACCGAACUCAAUCUUGUAUCCUGCAAUAUCACUAGCCGACAGUUCCAGGAAAUUCUUGACGGCAUCCCGUCACUGCGCACGUUGAAGUUCGGCGGCAAUGGCAGGGGCUCAUACUGCCCGGAUCGUUGGUCGCGAGCACUCGCACAUAUAGCGACCCGAACCGAGCUCAGCAUCAUCAAGCUCGAGGUCAGUACCUUGCUUGAGCACCAUGAGAGGCAGAAAGACGACCCGGCUAUUGGAUACUACAGCAAGUACGGUUGUCAGCGACUGUGUCUCCUAGGCCAGGAGUACGAUUUUGAGUCCGCUGAGGACAACGCUACACGCUACAUCACGAAGAUCUGGCGAAGCCCAGACGGCUUUCAGCAGUACAAACUCGGCAACACGACCUCGUUCAUGUUCGGCAAGCGGGCAAUCAGGGCAGGACUGAAGAUCAUGCUAGGCAAUAUCAUGUCCAAGGAGGAGGUGGAAUCAUUGCACAUCGAAACUUGA